UUCAGGCAGACAAAGUCCCCCAGGGGCUACACCCAAAAUGGACAACGGUUCACAGGUUUUCAUACUUUUAUAACUUUUAGAAGUUUGGUCCUUUUGCAUAUUGGGGUUAAUCUUCCAAUUACAGCUUCAGGUAAUGAAGUCAUUUACCCCCAGUUUGCUCCCCCCUACUCACUUUUGUUUCCAUCUCUCAGGGACGGAGGUAGUGAGGUGUCCUUGGUUAUACACUAAAGAAUUGCAGGAUUACAAAUAUAUGAAAAAUAUAAAAGUUAAAAUACUAAGUCAUCAAUGCCAAGAAUCAGCUGAGGCUGGGGGAAGCAAAGGGUGGUUAGACAUGGUUAGACAGGAGAGAGAGCCAGAGAAGGUGCCCAGAACAGGAAGAGGCCAUAGGGUACCCUGCUGGCAAAACUUCUCCUUGCCCAUGGAAUCUCCAAGGGAGACCAAAAGGGCUGAAGGGGGAGGAAAGGAAAGGGUAGAAAAGGGUCUGGAAGAAGUAUAGCUUUGCCUUUUUCCCCUGGUUUACACCCAUAUAACCCCCCACCCAGCCCUGAGCCUCCCCUGUUUUUCCUGAGGGGUCAGUUGUGGCAGAGGUUGCAGACAGAGGGGACAGGAUGUGCUGCCUGCAGCCCACAGGAGGGCAGGGAGCUACCAACGCUGCCACCUUCAGAGCAGGACUCCUGGACAAGCUGUACAUGUCCCACACAGCCCCGGUGCCAGAACUCAUCCAUUCCCUUCUCCCACAUCCAGAGGUGCAAGUGACUUUCUCUGUUUCAUUAGCCCUUCAUUAUUGUCAAAGGGAGCUCUGUCUAUGUCUCUGGCCAACCCGGAGAAGAUGCAGCUGAGGUGCACCUGGGUCCAGGUGUGGGUGCAAGGGAGCAGCUGUCUGCAGUAAGGACCAUCAGUUGCUCCAGUGUGGGACUGGGGGGUUUGGAUGGAUGAGGAGUGGCACCAGCCCUGUGGGGUGCACCCAGACCUGCAGGUAGGAGGUGUUGCUGCCCCUCCGGCAAAGACAGACCCUGUAACCCAGGAAAAGGCCAAAAAGGAAGUCAGGUUCCUUCCCUCUUAUUUAAUUCUGCUGAGCCACCAAACUUGUGGGCUUGUGGUUGCAAAACAACUCCCAGUUUCAUAAGACCGAGAAGAAGUCAUUUCACCAUCAAGUGACCGGAUCUAAGAAAGAGAAACAAAAAGUCCUGAUAGCCUUUCCCAGGUCUGCCGGACCCUAGGACCUAAGUUGUCACAGGGGCCCAGACCUGGGCAUGUGACUGGACAUUGUGGUUCCAGUUCAACCAUCCCAGCCCUGCAGUCGUGCUGCAGAAACCCAAGCCGUGGGACAGAAGGCGGCUUGUGACAACGAGUUUGUCUCAGGAGCCACAAGAAGCCACGCAGCUGCUCGGUGCCUCUGGACAACGCUUUCCUCUGAAGAAGCCCUGCUUGAGCCAAAUACAGAGGGAGCCAAGAGGGACGUGAUGCUGCCUGUGACCCAUGUGCUGGCCUUGGGCGCUUGGCUGGUGUCACAGGGCGAGGCUGCACCGAGUGGCCCCACAAUCUCCAUCUUCCUGAAGCCACCUGGGGUGAUCCCACCUGGAGGCUCCACCACCAUCUGCUGCGUUUGCCAGUGCAGCUAUGGGACCUUUGUGCUGUACAAGGGCAGCCGCCAGCUCCACACCCUGGAGCAGAGUGGCAGCAGGGCCGAGUUCUCCAUCUCUAAUGCCACCUACGAGGACAGAGGUAGCUACAUCUGCCAUUACCUGGAGGGAGACACUGUGCUGGCUCGAAGUACCGAACUGGAAGUCUUUGUGGAAGAGCUCCGUCUGCCCAGCCCCGAGCUCUCUGUCCUGCCUGGGCACGAGGUGACGGCGGGAGCUGAGGUGAUGUUCCGCUGCACCCCCACACACCCCAGCACCGGCUGCUUCCUGUACCUGGAGGGCCAGAUCCGAGCCCAGCUGCUCCCCAGGGAACGAGGUGACUACAACCUCUCCCUGGUGCAGGAAGGUGACAGCGGCCGCUACAGCUGCCAGUGCUACACCCUCAAUGCUUCCAGAGAAUGGUCUGCUGUCAGCAACAGCCUGGACUUGGUGGUGAGAGGUGAGACAUGCCCCCAGCCACAUCCUGCUCCACUCUUCCUCCCAGCAAUCUGUCACACCCUGGGGGAGCUAGAAAAUUAUUUAGGGCAGGAAAGCAGCUGUAUGAGGGGACCAAGCGAGGAGUUCCAGCUUCCUUCACCUGUGUUUGAGCCUGGCCAGCUCCUCAGAGAACCUAUAGAUGACCUAGAGACCAGGGUUGCUGGGCUGACAGGUGGGGAUAAGAGGGUAUAAGGGAUGCAGAGGACACCUCUCCCUGCACCUCCCAGCCCCAGAGACAGUCAUAUGUGCUGUCACAGCUCAGUGUCACCAUCUCACUGGCAGUGGCAUCUGAGGGCCCGCUCCAUGUUUCUUCCCUCCUUUCCAUCUUUGGGGCCAUUUGGUGGGGUCACAGGUGAGAGGCUGUGAGUAGGGGGUGUACCAGGGGACAGGGAUGUGGGAGGUGCAGCUGGGGGCCUCCUCGGGGCUCCCUUUGCUCCCUAUGAAUUCCCCUUUGUGUUUCUUUCGCCGAGGACCUCCCUGGGUGCCCCCUUGGAUCCCCUGUUGCCCCUGUGGGAUCUCGCGGUGGGUUCCUCGCAGUGACGGUCCCUCCUGUCCCUGCAGAUUACACGCUGUGCAACACCGUGCGGCUGGCGGGGGCGGCCGGGCUGCUGCUGCUGCUGGGGCUGCUCGGGGCCGAGGCGGCGCGGAGCCGCCGGGGCGGCCGGAGCCGCUCACUGCCCUGCAGCCAC
This is a messenger RNA of Passer montanus (Eurasian tree sparrow), 2809 nucleotides long. Its product is annotated as T-cell-interacting, activating receptor on myeloid cells protein 1-like. NCBI's taxonomy places the organism in Eukaryota, Metazoa, Chordata, Aves, Passeriformes, Passeridae. The record is from RefSeq and is a predicted model, not a curated record. The transcript is spliced from 4 exons. Bases 1464 to 2312 code for a protein of 282 amino acids.